AAAACAAAACAAAAAACGAAGGGCAUGCAUUACACGUUGGGCUUUCCCACUAGCAGCAGCAGCAUCGCCCAACUCGGGAACGACCUCCAAGCGGUGUUGGGCGCGCUUUCGAGCUACGAACAGUUCCCAGUCAACAGCCGGCAACUGGGUCUGCAGGUACCCGGGUCGCUGCGGCUUUCGGAGUCGCUUUGGCACCCAGUUGGAGGUUACUCAACAGCAACCAGCAGCAUCACCGCAGCCGAGAGGCACAGAAGGCAAUUUUCUCAGCUCACGACAGCGCACCGGCCACUUUGCUGCAUGGCUGUGCUGGUGGCCCCCCUUCACCUCCACCUCCCUCUUCUCCUUCUCCCGCUGCUGCUGUUGCCGGUUGGGGGCUCCCUGAGCAGGCUGGAGCAUAUCAGUCGUGGCUGCAAGAAAUGGAGUCACAGCACAUCGCGAUCGCACGAGGUUUGCUGUGACGAAUGUCACCCGGGCAACCGGCUGGUGUGGAACUGCGGCGCCAUCCCUGAUACUCUUUGCACUCCGUGUGAGAACGGAACCUACACACAGAAGCCCAAAGACUACAAGUGCUCCAGGUGCACUCAGUGCGAAGGGGCCCAAGUUCUGGUGAAGAAAUGUACAGCCGCGACCGACACACAGUGCGGAUGUAAGGAAGGCCUGAUGUGCGGCGAUGAGCGCUGCUCCUUCUGUCGCAAAAAGUGCGGCAAAGGCGAGGAGCCCACUGAGAAACGUUCUUGCAGAACAUGUCCCAAUGGGACCUUCAAUGACCAAAUGCAUCAGAAGUGUAAACCCUGGAGUAUCAAGUGCGCCAAGCCACACGAAAUGAUUGCGGCUAGGGCCGAUGCCUUCACCGACAUAAAGUGCAUCAAUGUUUCACGCAGCACUCUGAAACGAGCCGAAUCCAACGGCAGCGACUUUGUGUGGCCGCUGGUCUGGUCUGUGUUGCCCAGCGUGUGCCUGUUGGCCUUGAGCAUCGCUCUUAUCGUUGCCGUGUUCUGCCGCAUGAGAAGAAAGAAGGAAAAAGUCCAAAUCACCAUACCUCCGCUGGAAAGCGCAGGUAUGGUGCUGAACUGCAUGAAAGUCGACAGUAAAUAGAGAGACGUGAUUCUGUGCCUUCUGAGCUUGAAUUUGAAGUCCAAUGGGGAGUUUGCAAGAUUUGGAUGUAGCCUCACUUCAAUUCAUCACACUCAAAAUUAUCUGUGAAUUUUCGGUAUUCGGACUUCCUAAACUCUGCAAAUUAGUGGGGUUCCACUAUAUAGUUUUCAGUUGUAUGACCACCAUUCGCCUCUAGAUGGCAGACGUGCUUAGUUGUGCUUAUUUUUUACUGUGACUUUUUUUUGUGUGGAUUUGGAAUGACAUGCAGGCCAAACACAGUGCCCAAAUAACAUCAUUUUAAGUGAGUUGAUUGUUAUCAAAUCCUUUGUGCUUGAAGGUAGGAUUUUGUUUUAGAUGUACUGAGAAAUGUAUGAUGACAAAUAUUAAGGAAACUAUGAUGCACAUUCGAUCCAACCGUGCACAGUUCAUUAGAAACCCCCCUCAUUUUUU
This is a messenger RNA of Hippocampus zosterae (dwarf seahorse), 1545 nucleotides long. Its product is annotated as tumor necrosis factor receptor superfamily member 5-like. The record is from RefSeq and is a predicted model, not a curated record. Bases 25 to 1095 code for a protein of 356 amino acids. Gene Ontology annotation, biological process: regulation of cell population proliferation. Lineage: Eukaryota; Metazoa; Chordata; Actinopteri; Syngnathiformes; Syngnathidae. Gene Ontology annotation, cellular component: external side of plasma membrane. Gene Ontology annotation, molecular function: signaling receptor activity; cytokine binding. The transcript has 6 exons.